This is a messenger RNA of Aphanomyces invadans, 402 nucleotides long. RefSeq lists its product as hypothetical. The record is from RefSeq and is a predicted model, not a curated record. Bases 1 to 402 code for a protein of 133 amino acids. The transcript has 2 exons. NCBI's taxonomy places the organism in Eukaryota, Oomycota, Saprolegniomycetes, Saprolegniales, Verrucalvaceae.
AUGAAAGCGCCUACACUCGAGAAGAUGAUUCAUCGCAUGAUUGACCUCGUUGAGCCAGUCCAACCAGUUACCAUGACGCAACAGAUUGAACGCGGCCGCACCUUUUCCAACUUCCCAUCAGCGCUGUACUGUACCGACGUCAAGUUCCAGCCCUCUUACCGCCCCACUGGACGAUUUGAUGAAGCCAAACACUAUUACUCCGGCAAGCACAAGCUUUAUGGCUUGAAGCUUGAAUACUCUGUGGCGUAUCCUGGUGUGGCUGUCGACUUGUCCAAGCAUACGGAAUUCGUUGAGCCCGUCUUGUACGGCCACUACGUCCAACCACUUACCAUGACGCAACAGAUUGAACGCGGUCGCACCUUUUCCAACUUCCCAUCAGCGCUGUACUGUACCGACGUCUAG